This is a messenger RNA of Fusarium odoratissimum NRRL 54006, 2973 nucleotides long. RefSeq lists its product as uncharacterized. The record is from RefSeq and is a predicted model, not a curated record. Gene Ontology annotation, molecular function: protein tyrosine phosphatase activity. The coding region runs from base 884 to 2302 and encodes 472 amino acids. Lineage: Eukaryota; Fungi; Ascomycota; Sordariomycetes; Hypocreales; Nectriaceae. Gene Ontology annotation, biological process: protein dephosphorylation. The transcript is spliced from 2 exons.
UGAUCAGCGACUGAACCACGGGAUCGGGUAUAAACAAUGAGCACGUGUCCGAACAAUGGAUGAAACCUGUCAAUUAUCACGUCUGGACCAUCACUUGCAGAUCAUUCAUUAAAGUGCCCUGCAUUUUACCCGUAACAAGGCAAAGGCAAGGUACUCCCGAUACAGAAGUUACAUCAGAGUGCGUGUGCCGUAAGAUAAGAUAUUCUUGGAACAAACUCUUCCCUUCCCCACGUUGACUGACGUCUGAGUUUGAGUUUCAAGUCUCUUGGUCACGUCACGUCGCAUCGUUCCUCAUUUUUCGAGGUCCUCGUGAAUAUUUGGUUGACUUGACGCUGUUGUUCUGCUCUUACAGUCGUUACAGCCAACCAAGAAUCUCCUUUCCUUUCCUCUUGCUCACUCCUUUUUUUUUUUUUAACCUUUUACCUUUUACCUUUAUUUUACCCCUUGACUAAGGUACUCCUUCCUCUGUCUCUUACACCCCAAUCUUUCCGUUUGCGGUCUCAACUCCACUCACGUCUUCUCCUUCUCCUCUCUUCUUCACAUCAGCUCAAACUUCUCUAUUCUUCUCCUUCUUCCGCUUCUCGACAUAUAACCCUUGUAAUCUUCGCCUCUUCUCACGAUCCCGCCACUAUUAAACGAUUCCGCCAUCGACUGCGCCUGCGCCCCUCCAAAGACCACGCGGAUCCGACCCCUGCCCGACCUCCACCAGCCAAGAGGGCCCGACGCUAUUCCUCUUCUUACGCCCAAAUCUCCGUCGCCUUUGCUUCUUAUACUUGGGCUGUCGCUGUUGUUCAAGCCUCUGGUGAAAACCGCGACGAGCACCAGCCUCAAGCGCAACUUCUCCUUGGGGUACUCACACCUGUCUUUACCCAACCCCGACGCCAUGGACAGGAUCCCCAAGUUCAGGCGCAAACCCAAGAACCCCACGAUCCAGACCUCCGUCGAACGCUCCAGCAGUGAUACUGUCGAUAGUAUCGCCAGUACCGAGUUACAGGCUGCAACUUUGCAGUCGCAACAACAGGACGGGCAACAAGUCCUACCGCAAAAGUCCAAGCUCUCAAAGAGGGCCGCAUUCCGAAAUUUCCGUUUGCGCGGCUCUACAAAGAGAGCGCGCGACAGUCCACCCGUCGAGUUGCCUUCCAGUCCUCCACCGGCCGUCGUGAGCCACGACGGCGUCAAGAGUCGACCCGUCACGGCCGAAGGCGAUGUGCUGGCUAAUUCAAAGGGAUCAGGUCCCCGAAUUCCUGCCUUUUUGGAAUCUUCGAUGCAGGAUAUUGAUUUCAAAUUCCAGGAGUUGACGUGGGCGGAACGAGACCGAGUUCUUGAGGGCACAAGGAAUGAGGGGGAUGAAGAGUUUAAAUGGGGGACUUUCAAGCAGGUUGACGCCCAGGAGAAGGGUGUGAUGGAUCGCUACAUCAACAUCAAGCCUUGGAAUCACAACCGAGUCAAACUUCAGGUUCCUGAGGAUGAGCUUGACUAUGUCAACGCUUCCGAGAUCACUCUUACCUCACCUUCCGAUCCGAGCCGUGAGCCGUUGCGAUACAUCGCCAUGCAAGGGCCAACGCAGCCAUCAAUCGACUAUGUCUGGCGCAUGAUUGCGGAGCAAAUGUCUUCACCUGCUGUUAUCGUACAGCUGACAACCAUGGCAGAGGGUGGAGUUGUCAAAUGUCACCAAUACUUUCCCGAUAACCAAGAUCACCCUACCUGGACUCUGAACGAGCACGAUGCGUGGAACGAUGACUGGCAGGCCCAGAUCACGUACGAUUCUUACGAGGAACUCGCUGACGGUGCUAUUGAGAAGCGCAAGCUACUUAUGCACCUGAAGGAUGAAGAAGAGCCCCGAAUCGUGUGGCACCUUCUGUAUAGACGAUGGCCUGACUUUGGGGUUCCCGAACUAGAAGAUCUCGAUGGCUUCUUUGAACUCAUGCGACUUUCGCGCGAGCUGAGCGCGCCCAAAAACCCGCGAAUCAUCCAUUGCAGUGCUGGUGUUGGUCGAACCGGCACUUUCAUUACGCUCGAGCAUCUAAUGCGCGAGCUAGAACUGGGCACCUUUGAGAAGUAUGACGAUCCAGCGGAGGGUCCGGAUCUGAUUUUCGAGACGGUCGACCAUCUCCGAGAGCAGCGUGUUGGCAUGGUUCAGGGCCGUCCUCAAUUCAUAUUCAUUUACCAAGUUAUGCGGAAACUAUGGCAAGAUAAAUAUGGAGUCGAUGAAGAGGGCAAUGAGCCUGCAGCUAAGAGGCUGGAAGUUGGCGAUCCAUUCAUAGAUGACUCGGUAUCCGACUCUACGCAAGCCAACCACUAGCAUCGGGGUUCCGAGGAUUGAGGUGUGAUAAUGGAGUCUGUUUAUCUGGCGUUAACUACAAUGAUUUGGUGGAGUUGCGGAUGGGAAUGCAUCUGGGUUGUGCUGGGGCAUGAUAACUGCGGCAACCUAAUUUUAUGGUUUGGGGAUGACACGCAGCCUCCCAAAAUAUUUGUGUUGGGAGGAAGCUGAUGGUUAAGUGUUACCCUGUCAUGAGUCAAUCGGGUGCAUAAUCUGCUUUGCGCAAGUGUAUGAUGGUUAGCAGAAGUGUAUGAUCAAGCACGGCCAGGAACGGGACUUGAGGGUUUAUGAUAAACAAACAUAGAGCUCGCAUCUCAUAAUGGGGAGAUGACGACGGUACAGGAAUAAUCAAAUCAAGUCAAGAUGAUAUGACUUGGGGGAGGUUUAUUUGUUAUAAAUGAUACCAAGCGCACGAACAAGGGGUUGGCGGUGCAACAAGCAUUCUUAUCACAUAUCAGUUUAAUCAAGAGGCGACAAGACCUUUCGCAUAACAAUAGAAAUUAAGUAAUGUCCACGAGGCCCAAGUCUUUAGGAACGGGUUAUGUAUAAUAGUGUUCUUUUCAAGAUUUAGAUCUAUCCUGAACUGGGAGCAUCAUUGUAAUCUUGCUGUCAAUCGAAAAUGGAUGUGGCCGCGUGCCAUCGUUGUACUGUAU